AUGGCUGCAGACGCUGACGUUGCCGAGGCGUAUUUUCAUCAUGGUGAGAAAGAAAGCAAAUUAAUUUUAAUUAAUUUGUCCAACAUUUCUGCCAUCAUGGCUGAUGAUGAUACGGCGGCACAAGCUGCUCCAACAUGGAGGUUCCGCAAAGUGUCUUUGUUCCGGAAGCUGAGAGAACAUCUGGAGUCUCGAUCCAAAGUCACCAUGGCGUCUCCCAGCUGCAGUGGACUCGAAGUUCUCCUCUCCAGUCUGGAGAAUGCUGGAGAUGUGGAGAACAUGCUGAAAGUCCUCAAUGUGUUGGAUGAACUUCUCUCUGCAGGUACAGACCGGCGUAUUCACAACAUGAUCUCUAAAGGAGGAAGUGAAGCUCUUCUUUCAGCGCUGGUGAAAACGGCUCAGUGCUCGAGUCCGGACUUCACACUGCUGCUACCAACAUUACACCUCCUCGCUAAGGUGGGACACAGAGACCGUAUGAUGGGGGUGAAGGCGGAGAAAGCUGACGCCGUGUUGCCGACCCUCAGACUUUUACAGCAAAACUGUGAAAAUGUCAGGAGAGCGGCAGCGUGUCUAUGGGUCAUCACCACGUUCUGCUCCUCUGUUUCCACUGCCACACUGUUAGGAGAGAAUCAAGCUCUGGAUGUUGUGUUUAAACUGAUAACACCACCUGCUGCAAAACACACUCGCACAGUCAAGGCCGCCGUUGAUGCCUUCGCUGCUCUGCUAUCCUCAAAGGAGAACGUUCUCCUGGCGGUGAGGAGAGGGUACAUCUCGGGCUUAGUGAGAGGUUAUGAAGACUGGCAUACACAGGACACAGGGAACAAACACACCAUCGUACGCAGGGCGUUCCUCCGCUGCCUGCACAGAGCUGCCAAAACCAGUGCCGGGAGACACACCCUCGUAUCUGAGGGAGGAGUCGCUGUGCUGUAUAACACCACACAGGCGUGUUUGUUGAUGAAGAACUCGGAGUCUCUGGUAGAAAGUGCAGUUCAGCUCAUGAGGAAAUGUCUCCCAAAACUUCCUCUUCCUUUACGUUCGGAUCACAGCGCGUACAACUUCCUGCUUCCUGGGAACCCUGAGGAGGCCUGGGAAUUUGACUCAGGAGCCAAUGAUGUAAACAAUGAAGAUGACAGCGAUGAUGAACAAGAAAGUGAAGAGCUUGAAUACCACGAUUACGAGGAUGAUUUGGAGACAGACAUUAAUAAGCUGAAGGCUCGGCCGGAUCUGGAUCGGCCAAAGGAGCAGCUGGCGCAGUACGCACUCUUCUGUCCUGAACUCCAUCUCAACUUCCAGGAUCUGGACUCAGACUCAGCGCGAGAUGUGAGCUCAGACGACAACAUCAAACUCCAUGACAACAGAAAAUCCAAAUCAUUCUCCAACAAUUGCUCGUCUCCGUCUUUACCUGGAGAGAAGCAGGAAGAGGCAGAUCUGAAGGCCAGAGAUCUCCAAAGUCACAUCCUGAACUGUGCAGGAAAUCAACAGGAAGCCUGUAACAGCCUGUUGGACAGACUUUUGGAGAAAUACGGUGCUUCAAUUCCUCAUCAUGAUCCUCGGCUUUACAGCUGGGCGGCUGCUCGCACGAAAUCCAUCGCUACGUUCUCCAUUUUGGCUUUUCCAGAUUUCUGGGGUCAUCUUCCUCCCGCUGGUCCCGAGAGCAUGGCUCACAGGGAACCCCACAUCCAGAGAAAGAAAAUUUUUGAAGACAUCCAGCGCCUACUCUGUCCUGAUGACAUCAUCAGUAAAGUCGUUUUUGAUAUUGAAGAGCCCAGUCCUCACUGUUCCAACCAGGCCCCUGCAGACUCCCUACGUUUCUUCUCAAAGUUUGAGAAUGGGAACUUGAGGAAAGCUGUUCACAUCCGCAGAUACGAGUACGAUCUGAUCGUUAAUGCCGAUGUGAACUCAUUGGCUCAUCAGCAGUGGUUUUAUUUUGAGGUCAGUGGAAUGACAGCAAAUGUUCCGUACCGCUUCAACAUCAUCAACUGUGAGAAAAGCAACAGCCAGUUCAACUACGGCAUGCAGCCCGUGAUGUAUUCAGUAAAAGAGGCACUUGAGGGAAGACCUCACUGGGUUCGAACUGGAACUGAGAUCUGCUACUACAGGAACAACUUCCGGCCAUGUGAAGGUCAUGGACAUCAUUGCUUUUACACUUUGACCUUCACUGUUACUUUUAGGCACAAGGAUGAUGUGUGUUACAUGGCGUAUCAUUAUCCAUACACCUUCUCUACCCUGCAGUCUCACCUCCAGAUGCUGCAGCGCUCUGUCGACCCGCGAAAGAUCUUCUUCAGACAGCAGAUGCUGUGCAACACACUCGGAGGAAACGCCUGUCCUCUGAUCACCAUCACAGCCACGCCCACCUCACACACCUUCAAACAUCUGCAUCAGCUCAGGAACAGGCCAUGUGUGUUCCUGACAGCGAGGGUGCAUCCUGGUGAGUGUAACUCCAGCUGGGUGAUGAAGGGAACGCUGGAGUUCCUGUGCAGUGACGAUGCCGUGGCUGAGAGUCUGAGAGAAACGUUCAUCUUCAAGAUCAUCCCCAUGCUGAACCCUGACGGAGUGAUACAUGGCAACCACCGUUGCUCUCUCAGUGCUGAUGAUCUGAACCGUCAGUGGCUGAAGCCGAGUCCCGUCCUCAGUCCCACCAUCUAUCACACUAAAGGACUGCUGUAUUACCUCUGCAGCAUCGGCAAAACCCCGCUGGUGUUCUGUGAUUAUCACGGUCACUCGAGGAAGAAGAACGUGUUCCUGUACGGUUGCAGUGUGAAGGAGACGCUGUGGCAGUCCGGCUCUCCCAUUAACACCGCUUCACUUAAAGAGGAUCCUGGAUACAGAACGAUCACCAAAACUCUGGAUCGAAUCGCUCCGGCGUUCUCCUUCAACAGCUGUAACUUUUUGGUGGAGAAGUCGCGGGCAUCGACGGCACGCGUGGUGGUGUGGAGGGAGAUGGGUGUUUUACGGAGCUACACUAUGGAGAGCACCUACAACGGCUGUGAUCAGGGCAUCUACAAGGACCUGCAGACGGGGACACGUGAGUUAGAGGAGAUGGGGAUGAAGUUCUGUCAGAGUCUCCUCACACUGAGGAAAAACUCCAUCAACUACAACAGCCGCCUCAUCGUCCAUGCAGCCGCCAUCCUGGAGCUGGACAGCAGCCUGAUGGACCACAAAUCCCACAACUGUUUCGAGGAUGACGAGCCUCCAUGUGUGGAGAACAUCGAGUAUUCAUCCUACAGCGAGAAGUACAGCACUAACGAGCUGGACGAAGAGAUCGACAGAAAUGUGUCCAGCGCAGAUGAGGAUGAGGACGGUGAAGAUCGCAGCAGGAAAACCCGGCACAGGAAGUCGGCUCUGUUCCCUCAUGCCUGCCAUCAGGAUUCCUUUGAGACUCUGAGCCUCAAGAGCAGCAACAACAUUGACAUCGACAUCAACGUCAACAUCAACAACACGUACCUGAGCUAG
Messenger RNA from Neoarius graeffei (lesser salmon catfish), 3450 nucleotides. Its product is annotated as cytosolic carboxypeptidase 4. Gene Ontology annotation, molecular function: metallocarboxypeptidase activity; zinc ion binding. Bases 1 to 3450 code for a protein of 1149 amino acids. The transcript is spliced from 25 exons. Lineage: Eukaryota; Metazoa; Chordata; Actinopteri; Siluriformes; Ariidae. Gene Ontology annotation, biological process: proteolysis; C-terminal protein deglutamylation; protein side chain deglutamylation. The record is from RefSeq and is a predicted model, not a curated record.